GGUCUAGAGUCUAUCCGGACCAAAAACAUAUUCUAAUUUGUAGUCGUUGGAUUUUGUUUCUUCGAAUGGAUGGCUAAGAUUGUACCCAUCAGUCACUUGUGAAAAUCUUGCCCAAAACUCUCCUUCCCGCUCUCCCCUUCCUGCUCUCGCCUUCCUGCUCACAAAUCUGAUCUCCUUCCUCCUCUCGCAAAACUGAUUCUCACACCAGUUCGAAUCAGAUCACAAAUGCACCAGCUCUUUGAUUCCCAUGCUAAUCGCACGAGCUCUCCACUCGCACCAGAUCUCUGAUUCCCACACCAGGUGCUGCUUUCCAUUUGCACCGACUCGUUGAUUCCAAAACCACUCGCACCAGCCAACUCUCUGAUUCCCACACCACUCGCACCAGCCAACUCUCUGAUUCCCACACCACUCGCACCAGCUCGUUGAUUCCAACACCACUCGCACCAGCCUUUGGUUUUCUCAAGUGAGUAGUGAUUGUUUUGGAGUCUGGGAUGUGAUGGUUUUGUUGUGGUUGUCUCUGUUCCAAAAAAUACAGGGUCGUAUUUUACAUUCAAAGCAGCAGUUUAGUUAAAAUGUUAUGGAAAUUUUGUUUUUUUUUAAAAUUUAUUUAUUAUGUAGCAGUUCAAAUUUCUUAUCUUGAUUCACGUUUAGAGUUAUGAACUGUGCUUGUUCACGCAUAUUCAUUGCUAUAAUGACUCCUAUAUUUGAUUCCUUUAUGCGUUUCCUAACACUUAAAUUACAAUUCGUAGUUAUCUCUCUGUUAAGGCAAAUGCACAAAUUUGACACUGAUAAUAUUACAUUAGGCUACUUCAUGGGAAAAUUGACACGAAACCCCUUCAAAUUAAAAUGUUCCCUGAUUUGAAGCUUAGUAAUUAAAUGAUUGAUAUUGCAAGUUGCCUCAAAUGGAUAAUGCUAACUCUCUGUUUGAUGAGAUGGAGAACAAUAUGUUGCUCCUAAUCUAAUGAUUUACGGCGCUCUCAUUUCUGGGUAUUGAAGACUCGGAAAUAGAGAUAAAGCAAUUGUAUUAUUUAAUGAAAUGGUGGAGAAAGGUAUUCUUCCAGAUGAUAUUGCCAAUGGGGCUUAUUACUGGAUUGUUUACUAAAGAUUAGGGAAAUUUUGGUACAAAUAUGGUACAUUUCUCAUAUCUCUUUCUCACUUUGUCUGUAUGACUCUUCAUUGUAUACCGGUUUAAUAUUUAUCUUUUGCUUGUAUUUAGGUUGUAUGGUUUUUUUACCCGGUGUACUAGUGAUUUUCUUUGGUAUGGUUUAUUAUUUAUUGAUGUAUAAUAAUCCACAUUAUAUGCUCAAUGUUGACCUUGUUCGUUAUUUUCUGUUUUAUUGCUACAACAAAUCCAAUCUUUAAUUAUGGUAUAAUGUGUGAUCACAUUGUUUCCGAUGACAGACUGGAGGCUGUAAUAUUCCUCUUAUUCUGUGAUGGUUGCCCUUGCGUAUUGAACUAGCAGAUAGACAACCCUUAUAUAUUUUGUUUUUCCUAGCUAAUUUUAUGUUGUAAUAAAGCACAAAAAUAGUGAAACAAGAAAUUUUAAUGUUAUGGUUUUGCUUUGCUGCCUAUAAAGUUAGUCUUCAUUUAUUGACUAUGUUAUCAUGUAUAUAUGUAGUAAUGUUAUGGUUUUGCUUUGCUGCCUAUCAGGUUAGAAAUUGAUCAAUAGGAAGUUCGUUUGAGUGCACUUUGCUCUGAAAUAUUGGAAAUAUGAAUGUACAACAGUUAGCAGCUAAUUAUGACCCCAUAGGAGUUGAAGAAAUAUCCUUGCUAGCAUCUUCGAAAUCUGUUGAUGAUGUUUACAUUCCCCAAGUGUCCUAAAAAUGCAAACCGAAUGUUGGGAAAAAGUUAUAAUCAAUAGAUGAGGCAUAUGAGUUUUACAUUAAGUAUGCAAAAGAGGCUGGAUUUAGUGUUCAUAGCAACUCUAGUAAGAGAUGUAAAGAUACAAAUGAAGUUGUAAGGAAAGAAUUUAUGUGUUGUAAGAAAGGAGUGUCUUCGAUAAAGGAAGGAGAGAAAAAAAGGUGUGGGGGGAUGACAAGAAAAAAUUGUAAAGCAAAACUUGCCGUUGUUAGGUCAAAAUUGGAAAAUUUUGUCAUAAGUUUUUUUGUUGAAGAACAAAGUCACAAAGUCAUCCAUUAUCAACCCCUCGAAAAGUGCAUUUACUGAGGUUACAUCGUAGUCUGUAUGAAGUCAAGAAAUCACUAGCCUUGCAGUUUUCAGCAGCAAAUGUGCCAACUCACCAACAAAUAAGUAUUCUUGAAUUUGAAGCUGGAGAUAUAGAGAAUAUUGGAUGUACGAAGAAGAUAUCUACAAUCAUGAAGCUAAGUUGCGCAUGAAAUGAGAGGACAAGAUGCAGAACUAUUGAAGGAAUAUUUCCUAACUGAGCAAAUAAAAGAUCCAUCAUUCAUUUUUGAAAUAGAUGUAGAUGAUGAUUGUCAAUUGAAGCGUUGUUUUUGGGCUGAUUCGGUUUUUAGAACAGCUUACGGAUGUUUUGGUGAUGUAAUUAUUUUUUAUACAACUUACAACACAAAUCAGUAUAGUAUGAUUUUCACCCCCUUGGUUGGGGUUAACAAUCAUGGUCAAACAGUGUUAUUUGCUUGUGCAUUUUUAAGUGAUGAUAAAACGAAUUUGUUUGUUCGGUUGUUUGAGGUAUUAAAGAAAAGCAUGCCUACUAACAACCCAAAGAUGAUUAUCACCGAUCAAGAUCCUAUAAUGACCAAGGCCAUAGCUCAUAGCUUACUAAAUACAUUUCAUAGGUAUUAUAGUUGGCACAUACCUGAGAAGUUUUCUACAUAUUUGAAUGCAAUUACUUACAGAGAUUUUUAUAAGGACUUCCGACAAUGCAUUUGGGAAUCAGAAUGCCCCAUGGAGUUUGAAAGAAAAUUGGAAACCAUCAUCAACAAGGCGAGCCUAUAUGACAAUGAUUGGUUAAAGUCAAUAUUUGAAAUGCGUAACAGAUGGGUGCCUGCAUAUGUUAAUCAUAUAUUCUCGUCCGGGAUGUCAAGUAACCAACGUGCAGAAAGCUCACAUGCAUUCUUCAAGAAAUAUGUUUCCAAGAAGAAUUUAUUGAUGGAUUUCAUACUUCAAUUUAAUAGGGCACUUGCACAUCAACGUCACGAAGAGUUAGCUACUGAUCAUGUUGGUAUUAAUGAGAAGCCUCUUUUAAAAUUGUCAUUGGAAAUGGAAAAGAAAAUGGCUGAGAUUUACACACGCAAGAUUUUUCUUAAGUUUCAAGAUGAGUUGUGGCAAAGCUUAGUAACAAUGCCACAACUUGUGCGUGAGAAUGAUACACAUAAAGUGUAUACGGUCGAGAGCGGUCCUCAUUAUAGUGGUCAUAGAGCUCGGGAAAUUGCUUAUGACAAAGGUUCAAACUAUGCAUCUUGUAGUUGUAAGAAGUUUGAUAGUCAAGGAAUACCAUGUAAGCAUAUUUUGGCAUUUUUGUGACUCUUUGGUAAUAUUCUCUUGCCAAAUAAGUAUAUAAUGAGAAGGUGAACUAAAGUUGCAAAAUCUCAAAUGAUAUCCAAUAAGCAAGGUGUAGAGAUAAGUGGAAAUGGUAGUUCAAUGUUGAUGUGGUGAGCUAAACUAUUCCACCUUGCUGCAGAAGUCAUUGAUAAAGCCAUUGCAGAUGAGGAAUCAAGUAUAAUUAUGAGUGAUAGUCUGAAAGGUUUGUUUGAGAAGCUUAACUCUGUAGGUGGCAGCAAGAAGAGUGGAGGCAUGUCUGCAAAAGAUAGUAAUGUUUGUGACACAAGUUUGAAAGAUCCAUCUCAAGUGAGGGCAAAGGGAUGUGGACGAAAAUUAAAAGGGGCAAAGAGAUAGCAAUUAAAACUGCAAAGUAUAAAAAUCGACAUUGCAAUGGAUGUGGAAAAAUUGGAGAAUCACAUGACAAAAGAAAUUGUUCAAUCCUCAACAAUCGGCCUUCACAAAUUGGGGAUAUUCCUCCACAAGCAUCGUAGAUUGAAUCACAAUGUGACAAUUUUGCUUCAACAGGUCAACAUUAGAAAACUAAGGGAUGACCCCCGGGUGUGAUCAACUAUCAUGCAACAUCUUCGUGGAAAUAUAACGUCUCUUAGUGUCUGAUUGUUGUUGUCCUGGAUUUCUUUUGUUUUUUUUUUUUUUUUUUUUUUUUGGUCAUAUGGCAAUAACUAUCAGCUUAGUUACUAAAAUAGAGUUGAGUUAUGACAAUAGACUCUUUGAAAAAGCCAUGUAAUGGAAACAUGAGGUCUUGUUUGAUUAUUGAAAUGAAUGUAUGCUAGUUUGCCUUUAGUGUUGUUGAU
This is a messenger RNA of Ziziphus jujuba (common jujube), 4274 nucleotides long. RefSeq names its product protein FAR1-RELATED SEQUENCE 5-like. Gene Ontology annotation, biological process: regulation of DNA-templated transcription. The transcript is spliced from 3 exons. The record is from RefSeq and is a predicted model, not a curated record. NCBI's taxonomy places the organism in Eukaryota, Viridiplantae, Streptophyta, Magnoliopsida, Rosales, Rhamnaceae. Gene Ontology annotation, molecular function: zinc ion binding. The coding region runs from base 2338 to 3444 and encodes 368 amino acids.